CUCCGGGCCCACUGAGGCCCCGCCCCCUAAUGAAUAUGCAGAUAGCGCUGCCCGCCGCGCACUGCCCCGCCCUCUACCUUCUCCCUCGCAACCGACUCUUCCUUCAAACGGGAAACAAGAUGGCGGCUGCAGGUCCGAGUACGCGGGCCUCUUCCGCGGCUGCAGCGGCAGCUCUGAGUCGGCGGGGCCGGCGGGGCCGCUGCGAGGAGAUGGCAGCCAAGACCGGCGCCCGGGGCUCGGCUUCUGGACCCGCGCUGUUGGUGCUGCCGCCGCCGUUGCUGCAGCCGCGGCCGGAGGAGUCGGGCUGCGCCGGGUGCCUGGAGACCCCGGGGGAAGCGGCGGCCCUGCCUUGCGGCCACUCGCUGUGCCGAGGCUGCGCCCAACGCGCCGCCGACGCCGCUGGCCCGGGCUGCACGCGCUGCCGCGCCCGCGGUUCGGGCUGGGCCCGCCGUCGGGCCCGCGACGACGGCCAGGCCGACGCGGAGGGGCUGGGCGAGCGCGCCCGCCGCGGCCCGCCGGAGCGCUGCCGUGCGCGUCGGGACGGGGGCGCGGCCGCCGCGGGGCCCAGGCCGGAGCAGGAGCCGCGCGCCGCGCCCGCGGAGCCAGAGUUUAUAUUCAGAGCACCAAUCAAAUUAAGCAAGCCUGGGGAACUUCGUGAGGAAUAUGAAAGCCUGAGAAGGCUGAGGGAAGAAAAGUUACAAGAGGAGAAAACCUCUGAAGAACAAAUCCACAAACUGUUACCAGAGGAUACAGAAACAGCAAAAAGGAAAAUGGAUGAACAGAAAAAAAGAGAUGAGCCAUUAGUACUGAAAACAAAUCUGGAACGUUGUCCUGCACGUCUCUCAGAUUCAGAGAAUGAAGAACCUUCCCGAGGCAAGAUGACCCAGACACACCGCUCAGCGUUUGUUUCCAAGAACAACUCCUACUCCUUAGCCUUCCUGGCAGGGAACCUGAAUUCCAAGGUAGAAAGGAGUCAAAGCUGCAGUGACACUGCUCAGGACAGAGGGAAGAGCAGACUCAGAGCAGCUCCAGCCAGCAAAGCCAAGGUCGCAGCUCUGACCCCGGCAUCUAACCCCAUCAUUGGGGUCCUCUUGUCCACUCGAAACAACCGCUGCCUCUCCGCCCCUGACUUAACCGUUGAAAAGCGUCUGCCCUUCAGCUCCCUCUCAUCCUUGGCUUCGCUGCAUAAGCCAGAGCGCUCCAUCAGCCCUGAGAGCAAUGACAGCAUCUCUGAAGAGUUAAACCAUUUCAAGCCCAUUGUCUGCUCCCCAUGUACUCCUCCCAAGAGACUCCCUGAUGGCCGUGUGCUAAGUCCCCUCAUCAUCAAAUCAACACCCCGCAACCUAAACAGAAGCCUGCAGAAGCAGACUUCUUAUGAAGCCAGUCCACGGAUUCUCAAAAAGUGGGAACAGAUAUUUCAGGAGCGGCAGAUCAAAAAGACCCUUUCGAAAGCCACCCUCACCUCCCUGGCUCCAGAAACAGGGGAAGAUUUAGUUGUCUCUGAAGUUACUCAUUCUAGCAAGGAGAAGCCACCUCUGACUUUAAAUACAAGACUAUCCACUGGUCAAGUACUCUCUGAGUAUACUGGACCCACCCCCACUGACCCUGAUUAUUUCCCCUCUGUUAGCCAGACAAAAGCGGAACGGGACAGUGAUAGUAGAAGGAGCCCUGAGACCCCAUUGGAAACGUGCUGUUCUUCAGAAUUCAGAGUGGGAGCCAGUGCAACUUCUUUGGAGAGAGAGCAGUUUGAAGGAUCAGGGUCAACCCUAGACGCCAAGUUAGACAAAACCUGUAUAAGCACAACCCUGAAAAUCUCGGCAGUUAAUUCAGUGCUACCCCAAAACAGUGUUUUGGGUGGGGUCCUCAAAACAAAGAAACAGCUGAAGUCAGUGAGUCGUUUUGAUCUGCCUAAUGGUAUUCUGACAGACAGCCUAGGUGAGGAACCACUUCCUUCCUUGCGUCGGGGCCGAAAAAGGCACUGUAAGACCAAGCACUUGGAACAAAAUGGCUCCCUUAAGAAGCUGCGACAAAGCAGUGGCGAGGUGGGAGUGGCCCUAACAGACCCAGUACUGCGAGAGAGGGAGCAGAAACUGCAGCAAGAGGAAGAGGACCGCCAGCUGGCUCUGCAGUUGCAGCGCAUGUUUGACAAUGAGAGGCGCACUGUGAGUCGACGAAAAGGAAGCAUGGAUCAGUAUCUCUUACGGUCCAGCAAUGUGGCCGGGGCCAAGUAGCACCUAAUGAACAGUGUUACCUAUUUUUAAGAGGUCUUUGGGCUUGAUCAUUUAUCCUGAAGAGCUGAGUGUUCUCACUUUGGGUGUCUUUUAAUGGCAAAACACUGUCUGAUAUGAUUUGGAGAGGUCCCAGGGCCUUUGUAGUCUGUAUCCAAGGGAAUUGCAUCUUUGCCUCCCUGUGACCCAGGCCAGAAGCACUCCCCACCCUUAAGUGACCCGUCACUCAGGGCUUCUGGGCCAAAUCUGGCAACACCCAAUUUGGAAUGAGACUCAGGAGCACAGUGGACAGAAUUAGAAAUGGUACAGGAAAGAGGAGAUACCUUCUCAAACUGAUAGACCUCCUGACUUCUUUCACCAGGGUGUUGUUUUAAACCAGCCUUGCAGAUAAAAAUUAGUUCCAUCUUUUCCCAAAAAGUGGAACAGUGUCAUCCUUUGGCAGAUCCAAAGAGAUUAUGUUCCCCCUUCUCCUUACUCUUGCCACAAGUAAAUAUACCCAAUGAAAUCAGUUGAGUUUAUACUUCUACAAAAGUUAAUUUACAUUCCCUGCUUAAAAAAUGACAUUUGAUUAAUGCUAUAUAGUUGACCAACCACAUUCACAGUCAUUGUUUAAUUUGGUCUUCCCAAGAAACUUAACACAGAAGUGAUAUUAGCUCCAUUUUUAGAUGAUAAAACUGCAGUGCAGAUGUUCAGGAUCUCUGAACUAAGAGGCAGAGCCUAGACUGACUGCUGGAUCUCUUGACAACAAAUCCCAUGGAUUUUCCAUGCUAACAGGCUGCUGUUAUGAACAGCAACUCAAGGGCAUGCCAGGGGAGCCUAGGGAAAGCUGGCUGGGCAAAGAAUACCCAUCAUGCAAAACCCACAUGCAGAUAAUUGAGAUUGACUGGAAGUAUCAAUAUAUACUGUGCCCAUAUCCCCACCCCAAUGGUUUACUGCCUUCUUUAUUCCUGGGGGUGGGGGUUGGAGGGCCUCUACCCUGUGAGAUAAAUGACAAUUGGAUUCCAUUAUUACUAUCCACAUAGCCCAGGAUUAUCUGCAGUGUUGAUCUAAAAUCCAAAAAAUUUGCCAGAAGUCAGGCAAGAACAAUGCUGAAACUCCAUGCUAUGGAAACAAGGUAUCUAGCUGGAUACAGCUGGUAAAUUCAGUCCCAUGGACCUUUGGGGUUUAUUUUCCUUAGCAGCCGACACCGUGUGUCUUUUGCAUCCCUGGUGGUGCUUGGUGCUUCUGCCCAUCUGGGCUCUUUGAGAAUAGGGAUUAAGGUAUGACUUUAGGGAAUCUCAGAUGAUGGGCUGGCAUUCCCUGUGCAUGUAUGAGCUGUUACUAUAAAGUCAUAUGAGUGGCAUUUUAACAAACUUUUCAGAGCUUAUAUAUCGCUAUGUAUGUUGGCCCCCUUGUGUGGUCCUAACAGGAUACUGCAUAGGUUUUCCAAUGAUGUUGCCAUUGGCAAAAACAUUUCUGGAACUAUCCUCAAAGUGUAGAAACUUUUAGAAACAUAGAUUUCUAAAAUGUUAAUACAAGAAGGGACCUUAAUGGUCACCUCUUCAAACUCUUCCUCUUAGUAAUGUGGAAGAUAACAUCCCGAACACUGACUCACUGAUGUAGGUCACUAGGGAUUUACUAUAUCGCCUUUUGAUUCUUCUCAGGAGAUUUCUGCCCUUCUUCUCUGAGCAAACAUCUUUAAUCUUUCAAGGUUAUAGGAAAGAAGAUUUUAAGUUUGAAAUUAGAAGCUAUUUGAAGACUCUAGAAGAGAAGGUAGGUUAUCAAGAGGGUUUGAAGUAGUAAAUAUAAUGCAGCUGUAAAGCAAUCAGAGCCAUUUUCUUGUGUAGCUUAUUUACAAUUCCCAAAGAGAAGUUCCAGAGAUGUCUUAAGCAUUUUGGUCAUCAUUGAGAUAUGUGGAACCUCUUCAGUGACUACUUCAGUGCCCUCACCUGAAUGUGUAUGUAUUCUGUGCGUCUUUGCGUGCCCACAUGCAGAAGUAUGUUUCAAAAAACAUACAUCAGUCUCAUUACUUUAUAUUCACACCACUUCACUUCUAGGUCCCACCAGCAACAUAAGCCCUCCAAAGACUGCUGAAGGGUUGGUACCCAAGAUGGAAGAGCUGGCACUAGUCUGCAGAGGACAGGAAGGGUGACUUACUAAGUGCCCUUUGAGAAAACAUCCAUUACUGACAUUUCAUGUAGUUCCUUUUUGAUCUUAGUAUUACUGGGAGUCUAGUCUCAUUGGCAGAAGCAAAGACACUUAUUUUUCCACCUGCCACCUUUUUCUAUAUCUCCAAUAAUUUGAAAGGCACUUUUCAGUUGGAACAGAUUUUUGGUUUUGGAAAAAAGAUAAAUAUUUUUAAUAGAAAAAGACAUAUAUUUUAAAUAUUUCCCCAAAGUAAUGCUUUCAUUUUAAGCAAUUGCCCAGCAGUAGUAACAGAUUUUAGCUUCAGGUGCAGAGUGAACAGCCACUUGUUAAAUGCUGGAUCCAGCUUACUGACUUUCCUGCUUGCACCUACUCUGGUGCCUAGAAUGGUAAAUGUUGUUCUUUCCCAAACUUCCAGCUGAGCAGUAGUCCUUCAAAUACAGGUAAAGCAGUUUAGGUUAAAGAGGGGACUUGGCUCCAUCAUUAAAAUUCUCAGCUUGGGAGGAAGAAAAAAACCACUAAGGUAUUUUCUAUAUUUUAAGUUUUGUUCCAUACUUAAUAACUAAAACCUGAAUAUUUUUUCUUUUGAAAAAUUUCCUUCUCCUGUUUUUUGAUUGUGGAGUUGGUCACAAAUGGAGUUAUUGAUAUGACUUCUUUGGAGAAAUGAAAGACAAGGUAAAUAGAGGGAUGAGGGGAGGGUUUGUGAGAUAGAACAAGAUACAGUAUUUUACAAAGCAAACAUAUUUCUCACAGAUCACUGGAAUCUAAUUCACCAUACAAAUUUCCCAUGUCCUGCUAACUCUGUUCCUUGUGUAUAUGUAUUCUGUGUUUUUUAUUAAAGGAGAAGUUGGAGGAGGUUGGAGAAUGGAGGUCAUUUUGAUGGGAAACCAAAUAAUGUGGUGCCCUGAGAAGGGGUGCUCAGCCCUGGCCCAGACAGGGAGAGACAGUUGACUGUGUCUGUCAGACGAAGUUACCUGGGCCUGUUAGGUUGGUGUCAGAUCGGAAUUAUACCUCCAGCCCCGGCUCCUUUCCUAUAAUUGCCUCUUUUUAAAAGGUUAAUUCUUCUUGGCUUAGGCUUCCCAGGAAAACCUUUUGAAAGUGGCUUCAUUCAUUUUUGUUUAAUUUUUGAAAUUCUUGCCUGGAGGACAAACUGGUGAUGAAUCUUCUUUUUGUUGUUGUUGUUGAUCAUUUUCCAAAAAAAAUGCCCUUAACAGAGUAAA
Molecule: messenger RNA, 5572 nt
Organism: Manis javanica (Malayan pangolin)
Lineage: Eukaryota; Metazoa; Chordata; Mammalia; Pholidota; Manidae
Gene: RNF169
Product: ring finger protein 169
Biological process (GO): double-strand break repair
Cellular component (GO): site of double-strand break; nucleus
Molecular function (GO): ubiquitin-protein transferase activity; nucleosome binding
Source: RefSeq, a predicted model, not a curated record